AUGGCGAUGAUGAUGGCUGGCCGUGUGCUGCUGGUGUGUGCCCUCUGCGUGCUGUGGUGCGGUGCGGCUUUUGGACACGCGAUGGACGAUUACUGCAGUGAGGGUGGAGGGAACGGUUUGAGGCACACGAGUAAUGGUGGAGAUGACGGAGUGUCUCUAAAGGCGGACUGCGGGUUGUUAGCCACUCGAAUGGCAUUAAUAAAGGCGGUUGAGGCUGCGGAAGCUGGACAAGGAUUGAGUGGUGAUACAAAACCACAGGGAAAUUUGAAGGAGCCAUUACCUAAUAAUACGGAGGGCAGUCCAGCGCCUGGUGCGGGAGGAAGUGGUGUCGCAGUUCAACCACCACCAGCAGUAACGCUGGAGCACGAAGGUUCAGAUACAGGAGGACAGCAGGUGACGCUGCCUAACGUGGUGGAUACAAAUGGUGGAAAAAAAGGAGAUGAUAAGAAUGGAAGUGAACUUGAACCCGAAGAAAUAGGAGCUGGUCAAUCUUCAUCAUCAUCAUCUGGAGGCGCUGGCACUUUGGGUGGUAAAGGACUCCCCUCGAAACAAACUUCCAAGAGUAAUGAACCCUCCAACGGCACGCCGACACAAGAAGAGGAUGCAGGAAAUCAUCGAAUUACACCUCACAGUCGUGAUGCAGAGGCGGAAGAAGAACACGAAGUAAAAAAAGAAAACGUAAGUCAUGAGGCACCAACAGAGACACGUGGAAGUCCAGCCAACGACGCAGGAAUACAAACGGCAACACCAUCGCCACCACCAGCAACAAUGAAUGGACCGUCCAGCACUGAGGAUUUACCACCCGUGCAAGCGCCACAACGCGUCCAAGACGACCAUGCGGAAUCAAGGCCACCAUCACACACGGCAAACGGUGAUGCCGCCAAUAAUGAUUCUGACAAAAGCACUGAAGAGCGCAUGCCGAGCAAUGAUCCAGCAGCUGAUGGUGCAGGGACAGCAGAGGGUAAACAAAAUGAAAAUAAAGAAGCCAAUCCGAAAGAAACACCAGUCGAAGCCACAGCCACGAAAAAUACAACGGCGACGACUGGAGACAGUGACGGCAGCACCGCGGUCUCCCACACCACCUCCCCUCUUUUGCUUCUUCCUGUUAUUGCGUGUGCGGCUGCGGCUGCUGUGGUGGCCGCGUGA
Trypanosoma cruzi is the source of this 1146-nucleotide messenger RNA. RefSeq names its product mucin-associated surface protein (MASP), putative. The record is from RefSeq and is a predicted model, not a curated record. The transcript has a single exon. Lineage: Eukaryota; Euglenozoa; Kinetoplastea; Trypanosomatida; Trypanosomatidae. The coding region runs from base 1 to 1146 and encodes 381 amino acids.